AUGUUUUUUGUUUUUCCUCCCCCCUCCCAUAGCGCUGACUUAAAGCUCUUGGAAGAAGCCACGAUCUCAGUCUGCAAGUCUUUAGUUGAGAAGAAUCCUCGAACAGGAAACCUUGGCUCGUUGAUUAAAGUUUUUCUUUCUAGAACCAAAGAGUUAAAAAUUUCAGCAGAAUGUCAGAAUCACCUCUUUAUUUGGCAGGCUCACAAUGCACUAUUUAUUAUUUGCUGUUUGCUGAAAGUGUUCAUCAGCCGAAUGUCAGAAGAGGAGCUGCAGCUUCAUUUUACUUAUGAAGAGAAAGCACCAGGCUCUUAUG
Messenger RNA from Tauraco erythrolophus (red-crested turaco), 313 nucleotides. Lineage: Eukaryota; Metazoa; Chordata; Aves; Musophagiformes; Musophagidae. The record is from RefSeq and is a predicted model, not a curated record.